Messenger RNA from Eutrema salsugineum, 1655 nucleotides. RefSeq lists its product as uncharacterized. Lineage: Eukaryota; Viridiplantae; Streptophyta; Magnoliopsida; Brassicales; Brassicaceae. Gene Ontology annotation, biological process: base-excision repair, AP site formation; base-excision repair; DNA alkylation repair. Bases 141 to 1343 code for a protein of 400 amino acids. Gene Ontology annotation, cellular component: nucleus; protein-DNA complex. The transcript has 2 exons. The record is from RefSeq and is a predicted model, not a curated record. Gene Ontology annotation, molecular function: DNA-7-methylguanine glycosylase activity; DNA-3-methyladenine glycosylase activity; alkylated DNA binding.
UUAGGAAGCGCGUUAGAAAAGCAAGCACGAGAGGCAACUCCACUCGGCCGUGGUUAUUCUCCGAUUAGGUAUUCGAUACUCUCUCGUCUCUGGAGCGACCAAACCCCUAAUUUUCUUCAGUCGAAAUUAUCAGAUUUCAAAUGGGUGAACAUUCACCUUCUCAACCAUCGUCACAUACUCAAACCCAAAAUCAACCGCAAUCGCCCAAACCCGAAAACCCUAAUCCAAUUCCACCGGAAACCAAUGAUAAUGAUUCAGCCUCGUCCGCCGGAGCUCCUGGCUCAAUCGUCUCAUCAACCACCAUCGAAGCACCACGGGUCACAGAAUUAGGCAAUGUAUCGUCUACGCCUUCCAAAAUCCCACUCCGUCCUCGAAAAAUCCGGAAGCUUUCACCCGACGAAGACGAUUCCGGGGCCGUAAACGCUAACAGCGACGGAUUCAAUCCGGAUCAUAGCCCUUCCCAGAUGAUGACGCCGCUCGCGACGGCUGCAAAACCUGCCUCCAAGGGUAAAUUGACACAGUCACGCGCUCUAACCGUACCAAGGAUCCACGCGAGGUCUCUCACCUGCGAGGGCGAGCUCGAAGCAGCGAUUUGCCAUCUCCGGAGUGUUGAUCCUCUGCUCGGAUCGUUAAUUGAUAUCCACCCACCACCGACGUACGAGUCAUUCCACUCUCCGUUCUUGGCGCUGAUUCGAAGCAUCCUUUAUCAGCAACUAGCGGCCAAGGCAGGGAAUUCAAUCUACACACGCUUCGUUGCCCUAUGCGGCGGUGAAAACGCCGUCGUCCCAGAGACGGUCCUGCCUUUAACCCCUCAACAGCUCCGUCAAAUCGGCGUUUCGGGCCGGAAAGCGAGCUACCUUAACGAUCUCGCUAGGAAGUAUCAAAACGGGAUAUUGUCGGAUUCUGGAAUCGUGAACAUGGAUGAGAAGUCUUUGUUCACGAUGCUAACAAUGGUGAAUGGGAUUGGCUCGUGGUCAGUUCAUAUGUUCAUGAUAAACUCUCUUCAUAGACCCGAUGUGUUGCCAGUUAACGAUCUCGGUGUAAGGAAAGGUGUGCAGAUGCUCUAUAACUUACCGGAAUUGCCUCGUCCAUCGCAAAUGGAGCAGCUUUGUGAGAAAUGGCGUCCGUACAGGUCAGUAGGGUCGUGGUACAUGUGGCGGCUCAUUGAAGCUAAAAGUACACCGUCGAAUGCUGCGUCCGUUACUGCAGGAGCUGCUCUUUCGUUUCCACAGUUGGAAGACAUUCAACAGCAACAACAACAACAGCAGCAUCAGCAACAACAAUCACAGCUUCUGGACCCACUUAAUAGUGUGUUCAGUAUCGGGGCAUGGGGCCAAACGUAGCUGGCUUCGCACCAUAAGAUGUUUCAUGGCGUUAUAGAGAUUCUUCUCCGGUCUUCAGCUACUGUCUGGUAUAAAGUCAAUUGUUCAGCAGCCAAAAAUUAAGAAUAAAGCAGGAACUUUUGUAGGUUGGGUUCCUCAAGCCAAAAAAAAAAAACUGAAAUACCAUGGAACAGAAAACUUCUUAGCUGAGUGAAGAGUAUGUAAGAAUUAGUUUAGGUAAUGAUCUUUUUAUUUAUUUUCAAUUGUUAAAGACUUGAACUCUUUUCUAAAGAAACCUCGACAGCUUUUCGUAAUUCAUCUAAAACAGGCUCC